CAAUUUUGAACUGCUCGUCAGACAUUGUUUUCUCCUUCACUAAUCACGCCGGCCUGCAUGCAUGCCAUGCCAAAAGAAAAAAGAAAAUCACGCGGGUCUGCAUAAAACCCCACGCGCACAUCGUCACACUUGCACCAGUCCACGCUCGGCUCAACUCGGCUUUCCCACGUCAAUGGCCAUCCGCUUGCUCUUCUCUCUUCUGCUCCGCCUCCUCGCCGUGCAAGCGGCUUCACACGGCAGCACCGGCAACGGCGACGAUGACGGCGCCCUCAUGACGUCCUGCCUCGCGGCUGCCGGUGUGCGCAACGUCACCACACGCCGCUCGCCUGCGUACCCCGCCGCGCUGGCCUUCUCCGUCCAGAACCUCCGGUUCGCGGGCGCCAGUGCGCACCACGGUCCCGUCGCCGUCGUCGUCCCGGCGUCCCUGGCCGAGCUGCGAGCGGCUGUGUUGUGCGCCCGGGAGGCGGGGCUCGUGGUGCGCCUCCGCAGCGGCGGGCACAGCUACGAAGGCCUCUCCUACACCACGGACGAUGCCGGCGGCUUCGUCGUCGUCGACCUCAUGGCGCUAGACCGCGUCCGGGUCCACGCUGGAACGCGCACGGCGUGGGUCCAGUCCGGCGCGACGCUCGGGCAGGUGUACCACGCGGUGGCCGCGUCCAGCAAGACCCUGGCGUUCUCUGCCGGGUCAUGCCCCACGGUCGGCUCCGGCGGACACAUCGCCGGUGGCGGCUUCGGCCUGCUGUCCCGCAAGUACGGGCUCGCGGCGGACAACGUGAUCGACGCCGUGCUGGUCGACGCCGAAGGGCGCGUCCUGGACCGGGACGGCAUGGGCGAGGAGGCCUUCUGGGCGAUCCGCGGUGGCGGCGGUGGCGCCUGGGGCGCCGUCUACGCGUGGCGCGUGAAACUCAGCCCCGUCCCGGAGCGCGUCACCGUGUUCGUCGUCAACCGGCCCGGCACCGUGGAGUCGGUGGCACGGCUGGUGUCAACAUGGCAGCACGUCGCGCCGUGGCUGCCCGACGAGUUCUACCUCUCGGCGUUCGUCGGAGCAGGCCUGCCGGAGUCGGACGGGACCGGCAUCUCCGUCACCUUCAAGGGGUUCUACCUCGGCCGGAGCCAGGAAGCAUUGAACAUACUCUCCACACGGUUCCCAGAGAUCGGGCUGUCGGACCUGAACCCGAAAGAGAUGAGCUGGAUCGACUCCGUGGUCUUCUUCUCCGGCCUGCCGGAAGGGAGCUCCACGGGGGACCUGACAGACCGCGUGCUCCACGGGAAGAACUACUUCAAGGCCAAGUCGGACUUCGUGCGCCGGCCGACGGCCAUCGGCGAGCUGGAAGGAGCCAUCGAUUUCCUUGCCAAGCAACCCAAGGCAUACAUCAUCCUCGACCCGUACGGCGGGGCCAUGGAGCGGAUCGCCGAGGAUGAUCUGCCGUUCCCGCAUCGCAAAGGAAACAUCCACGGGAUCCAGCAUCUCAUAGCCUGGACGGCCGACGACGACGACGGGCACAGGGAGGAGUACAUGGAGUGGCUACGCCGGUUCUACGACCUCAUGGGAGCCUACGUGUCCAACGGCCCACGCACCGCCUACAUAAACUACCUAGACCUUGAUCUAGGCACCAACAACAAUGCGUCUGUUGAUCAUCAUCCUAUAACAAUAAGAGACGGCGAAGAUGGCGGCAGCCCUCUUAACUCGGAAGUGGAGGCGGCGAGGACAUGGGGUGAGAGGUACUUCCUGAGCAACUACGACCGUCUCGUCCGCGCCAAGACCACCAUUGACCCGGAGAACGUGUUCCGCAAUGCCCAGAGUAUUCCGCCCCUCUUCAUGGGGGCUCUCAAGAUGAUCAGGCGUAGUGCACAUGAUAACGAUAUCUAGCUAGCUAGCUAACUAGCCCAAAGUUGCAUCCGACCACCACAGCAGAUGAUAUGGUAGCUAGUGCUUACAAGAUCUGGCCCGCAAUAUUGAACAUGUAACGCAUCGCUUAGAGAGUAUCCAAAGUUGCAUCCAAACCAAAGGGAAGAAGACAUGUCAUGGAAAGGACAUACACAUAUCGUUACAUUUUUUACUAGAGUAUUUAUUUAUGUUGUAUUUUUGCAAUGUUGCUGUCGUGGUGCCGUCUAGAAGGGCGGUUUGUUCUCAUUUUGUAGAGCAAGGCAAUUAUGAUUGGCAGAUCGAGCAAGCUAAGCUGAAAA
Molecule: messenger RNA, 2187 nt
Organism: Hordeum vulgare subsp. vulgare (domesticated barley)
Lineage: Eukaryota; Viridiplantae; Streptophyta; Magnoliopsida; Poales; Poaceae
Product: reticuline oxidase-like
Exons: 1
Coding region: 62-1870 (602 amino acids)
Molecular function (GO): oxidoreductase activity; FAD binding
Source: RefSeq, a predicted model, not a curated record